Messenger RNA from Saccostrea cuccullata (small rock oyster), 5287 nucleotides. RefSeq names its product disco-interacting protein 2 homolog C-like. The transcript has 42 exons. The record is from RefSeq and is a predicted model, not a curated record. The coding region runs from base 52 to 4698 and encodes 1548 amino acids. Lineage: Eukaryota; Metazoa; Mollusca; Bivalvia; Ostreida; Ostreidae.
CAUAAAUGAGGAAAAUGACAGAUGAAAUUCAUUGCAUGAAUUUAGCAUAAUAUGAUGGCGGAUAAAACAGUUGACAUAUCUCGUCUUCCAGAAGAUGUCAGACAAAAACUUGAAGAGCUUGAUAUAGAGCUUGCAGAAGGUGACAUCACUCAGAAAGGCUAUGAGAAGAAGAGGAGUCGUCUAUUGGCAAACUAUGUCGCUCACUCACCUGCAGAGCCAAGUGCACCUAGCCCCCAGACUGCCGCGCAGAGAAAGGCUCACCGUAGGCUCACAAGGGAAGACAACCGCUACCAUUCAGAAAUCAGAACGGAGGCAGUGAUGCAGGCACUGGCUCUACACAACAAGAAACCUGUGGUUCCACUGCCAUCCAAACGGACAUCUGUCCAGUAUCCGGGUCAACAGCAGAGAGCCAGAGAAAGACACGAUUCAUCAUCAGAUGACGACGACAGUAUUUUUGGUGAUGACCAACACAGAGAUUUUCAGCGAGGGGGUCGAUAUCGUGACAGUGGGGCUAGCUCCUCCUCGUACUCUGAUGCCAGUGCCUCUCCCCAUCACGGGGGUCGGGGAGGGGACAGUCGACCCCACAGUGCAGCCUAUGCCAUCCCUGGGAAUACCUCCAGACAUGCAUUGGCUGACGUGUUACAGAAUGCCAGGCAUUCUCAGCCAAUCUCCCAGCCACCUGAUGUAACCAACAAUGCUAAGAGCACCAGACAAGCUGAUAGGGUUGGCCAUUACGCUCCAUCACACAUAUCAUCUGUCAGACUGAACAAUUCAGGAAACCUCUCAGGCCUUCAGGAUGAUGAAAUUCGACAUCAGGGGAAGGUCUCAGCUAAGAUACAGCAGUUAUUGAAUACAUUAAAGAGACCCAAAAGAAAACCAUUACCAGAGUUCUUUGUUGAAGAAGAUGAUGCUCUUGAAACACCAGCACCUGAUCCCAAUGCACCAAAACCAGAAGGCAGUGUCAUGUCCCCAUUUCCUGGAGAACAACUUGUGAUACCAACAGGUUUGCCUCGUAAUUUAGAGUCAGCAUUACAAAGAUAUGGAUCAUCUAGUUACAAAGCUAAUGCUGUGACUGUCCUAGACCAGAACGGAAAACCAUCCCUCACACUUACAUAUGGAAAACUGCUGGCCAGAACCCAGAAAAUAGCUUACAACAUGUUACAGAAAACAGGUCAUAAAGGGGAAGGUGGAAUUAAACCCAAUGACAGGGUGGCUCUCGUUUAUCCAAACAAUGACCCUAUAUCUUUUAUCAGUGGAUUUUAUGGCUGUUUACAAGCAGGUGUAGUGCCUGUACCUGUAGAAGUCCCAUCGUCCAGAAGGGAUGCAGGAGGGCAGGGUAUAGGGUUUUUAUUGGGCAGUCUCAAUGUAAAAUGGGCCCUCACCUCAGAGGCGUGUCACAAAAGUCUGGCCAAGACGGCCAGUGGAGAAGUCGUACAGUUUAAAGGUUGGCCCAAGCUGAGCUGGUUGGUCACUGAUAGUUUAAACAAGUCUUCAAAAGACUGGCAACCCCCUCCUAAACAGUCAGAGGAUAUUCCUGCCUAUGUAGAGUACACACAAAGUAAGGAGGGAAGUACAGUGGGUGUGACAGUGACUAGAAAUGCCAUGUUGUGUCACGCUAGGACCCUCACACUAGCCUCUAAUUACACAGAGGGUGAAGUUAUGGUCUGUGUUUUAGAUUUUAAAAGAGAUGUGGGUCUCUGGCAUGGUAUAUUAUGUAGUGUGUUUAAUGGCAUGCAUGUGAUAUUUAUUCCUUAUUCCUUGAUGAAAGUUGAUCCAGCCUCAUGGAUGAAAAUGAUCACCAAAUACAAAGCUUCAAUAGCUAUAGUGAAGUCCCGGGAUAUGCACUGGGGACUUCUAGCUCAGAAGGAUCACAAGGACAUUAGUUUUGCCACACUGAGGCUUUUGUUAGUAGCGGAUGGAGCUAAUCCAUGGUCUUUAACUUCCUGUGAUGCAUUCCUGAACUUAUUCCAAAGUAAAGGAUUGAAACCAGAGGCCAUUUGUCCUUGUGCCAGCUCCUCAGAGGCAUUAACUGUCUCAAUUAGAAGGCCGGGGCGGUCAAGUGCUAGUGCGACUGGUCGAGGCAUCUUAUCCAUGCAGGGUCUGAGUCACGGUGUGGUGAGAGUGGACACAGAAAAUAGUCUGACCUCCCUCACCCUACAGGACUGUGGACAAGUCAUGCCUGGAGUCAUCACUCAAAUAGAGUAUGUGUGUUGUUUACCCCUUUCAAUUGUUCAACCACAACACCCAGAUGGAACAGUGAUUACUGACAAGAAAUAUGUCAGGACAGGUCUCCUAGGGUUCCUGGGUCCAGGCGGGCUGGUGUUUGUAUGUGGAAGUAAGGAAGGCCUGAUGACUGUGUCUGGACGUCGCCACAAUACAGAUGACAUCAUCGCUACAGUCUUAGCCGUGGAACCCAUGAAAUUUAUUUAUAGAGGAAGAAUUGCAGUCUUUUCAAUUUCUGUUUUGAAAGAUGAAAGGAUUAUAAUAAUUGCUGAACAGCGGCCAGACUGCACAGAGGAAGAGAGUUUCCAGUGGAUGAGCCGUGUGUUACAAGCUGUUGACAGUAUCCAUCAAGUGGGUGUCUACUGCCUCGCUCUAGUCCCUCCCAAUUACCUACCCAAGACACCUCUAGGUGGUAUACAUUUACCAGAAACCAAGAAGAAGUUCCUGGAAGGCUCUCUUCACCCUGCCAAUGUCCUGAUGUGUCCCCACACCUGUGUCACGAACCUCCCCAAGCCACGGGAACACAGACCAGACUAUUUACAUCCUACAGCUGCUCAGUAUGUCACACCUUCUGCGGUCCACGUCGGGAACAUUGUACAAGGAGCCCGCAUGGCCCAGGCCCAGGGCCGAGAACUGGGCAGUACUGACGAGGAGUCAGACACUGCCCGUAAAGUAGGUCCUCAACACAUGUUUUUAACAGAAAUCCUUCGCUGGAGGUCUCAGACAACACCAGAUCAUAUUGUGUUCACAUUGCUCAACUCCAAGAUACAAGGAAAAUGGCCGUAUCAGGUUCAGCCCCAGGUACAGAUGUCCUGUUCACAGCUCCACAAGCGUGCAGAAAGGAUUGGCUGUAUGCUGAUGGAGAAAGGCAAACUGAACACGGGGGACCAUGUGGCUCUGAUUUAUCAUCCAGGUGUAGAUUUGAUAGCAGCUUUUUACGGGUGUUUGUAUGUGGGUUGUGUCCCUGUCACCAUUCGUCCCCCUCACCCACAGAACAUAGCCACCACUCUCCCCACAGUCAAAAUGAUUGUAGAAGUCAGCAAAUCCUCUGCCAUUCUUACCAACAGUAUUGUACAUAAAUUACUCAAAUCCAAGGAGGCAACACAGAUAUUAGAGUCCAAGUCCUGGCCCACUAUCUUGGACACAGAUGACCUUCCCAAAAAGAAGUUAGCAGCCAUUUAUCGAGCCCCCACCCCAGAGAUGAUCUGUUACCUAGACUUCAGUGUAUCAACCACUGGAAUGUUAGCAGGGGUCAAGAUGUCUCAUGCCUCGGCCACUGCUCUCUGUCGGUCCAUUAAGUUACAGUGUGAGUUAUACCCUUCAAGGGAAGUAACUCUGUGUCUGGACCCAUAUUGUGGACUAGGCUUUGUCCUUUGGUGUCUCUCAAGUAUAUACUCUGGUCAUCAUUCCAUACUGAUCGCUCCAUCAGAGGUGGAAACCAAUCCAGCUGUUUGGCUUACUGCUGUCAGCAAUUAUAAAGUGCGGGACACUUUCUGUUCAUAUGGAGUGAUGGAAUUGUGUACAAGAGGGUUAGGCACAUCAACUACUACAUUAAAGCAAAGGGGGAUUAAUCUGUCCUGUGUGCGGACAUGCUGUGUGAUAGCAGAGGAGCGACCCAGGAUCCUACUAACGACGUCUUUCACAAAGUUAUUUGCUAACCUCGGACUUACCCCUCGGUCCGUCAGCACAAGUUUUGGCUGCAGAGUCAACCUAGGAAUGGCAUUACAGGGAGCCUCCUGCCCUGACCCCACCACUGUGUAUGUUGACAAGCGAGCAAUGAGGAACGACCGAGUUACUCUAGUGGAGAAGGGAAGUCCUCACAGUCUUUGCAUAAUGGAAUCUGGCAAGUUGUUGCCAGGUGUCAAAGUUGUGAUAGCUAAUCCAGAAACAAAGGGACAGUGUGCUGAUUCCCACCUAGGGGAGAUUUGGGUAAACAGUCCCCACAAUGCAUCAGGGUAUUUCAUGAUAUACGGUGAUGACUCGCUGCACGCAGAGCAUUUCGACUCUCAUUUAGCGACAGGUGACACCACAACGCAGUAUGCCAGAACGGGAUUCCUCGGCUUUGUGCGGCGAACAGAGCUCACACAAAGUGAUGGAGAGAGGCAUGAUGCAAUAUUUGUUGUGGGUGCACUUGAUGAAACCAUCAUGUUGAGAGGAAUGAGGUACCAUCCGAUUGACAUAGAAAUGAGUGUCAUUAGGAGUCAUCGCAAAAUCUGUGAAUGUGCUGUUUUUACCUGGACAAAUUUAUUGGUUGUGGUGGUGGAGUUGGAAGGAAAUGAAAAUGAGGCUUUGGACUUGGUUCCCCUGGUAACCAAUGUAACACUAGAGGAACACUACCUGAUCGUAGGGGUGGUAGUAGUGGUGGAUCCAGGAGUUAUUCCAAUCAACUCGCGGGGAGAGAAACAGAGAAUGCACCUGAGGGAUGGUUUCCUUGCCGAUCAGCUAGACCCAAUAUAUGUGGCUUACAAUAUGUAAAUUACUGUAUUAUGCAAGAACUUGGUGCAGCUCUCUUAUUGUUAAGCAUAGAGGAUUGCAUACUUAAAUGAGUGGUGUAAUGGAAAUAUGCCAAUACAGAAAAAAAAAUCAGUGUGUGUGUGUAUUGUAUGCAUAUAAACCAUGUUCUACCCCCCUUCCUAAAGAAAUUCCAUUUUUUCCUAGUAGUCAAUCAAUUGUUUGUAGUUCAAACCCGUGAAAGUGUGUGUUAUUUUUUAUGUACAAGUUGUAUAAUUUAUGUUAUUAUAAGUGCUGCUUUCUUUACCUGCUAAGUUUAGUGUUUUACCAUUUAGAAAUAUUUAUCCAUGAAAUGGAAUACAUUCUAAGGAAUGUAAAUAAAUGAAAUGAAUAGAUGUGAACAAAAGAAAAAAAAAGCAUCAUCUGGUCAAGCACAUAAUUGUGAUAGAUUGUUAACUGUAGGUCAUAGAUCUGAAGGCUUGUGCUCAUUGUAUUGUUAGAGAGCAUAAUAUAAAUGUAGUAACAUAAACUCUACUAUAGGUGGCAUUAUUUGGUUCAGUAUCAAAAUCUUUAUAAAGAUAUUUAUACCUUGUGACUUUAUACAAGUAUUUUA